This is a messenger RNA of Symbiodinium natans, 792 nucleotides long. The record is from the annotation of a GenBank genome assembly. NCBI's taxonomy places the organism in Eukaryota, Dinophyceae, Suessiales, Symbiodiniaceae.
AUGCCCUCAAUGAAGCUUUUGCGUGCCUCAGGGGUUUUAACAGGCAGCGACAUGUUCCCGGAUGACCUUCACCUGACCCUGGAAGUGAAUGGUGAAAGCCUGUCAGUCUUGGGGUCGAGCAGGGCGCCAGGGCUCAAAGGGGGUUUCCGGAAAGUGUAUCACCUUCGGGGUGAAGGGCCAGCUGCAAGCCUUGUUGUGAAGCUCGCUGAAAACGAUGCUGACAAUGUGAAUGAGGUUAAGAGUGCUGCUGCGUGUCCGGCAGCCUUUACCUGCAUCUUCGGCAGUGGCUCCAUUUGGGUGUCCCUUGGAGCAGACGGUUUGUGCCGGGCUCAUUAUGUCAUUACGGAACGCGUGGUUCCGUUGACUGCUUUGUUGGAUGGCCCAACUCUGCCCCCCACGGCGUGCACCUCUUUGGCCCUUCAAUGUUGCCGGGUUGUGUUCCGGGCAACUCUUGCAGGUAUCAAGUGUAGGGACCUUGGGCAGAAGCAGUGGGGCCUCAAGGUCCCGCCAAACUUCAAAUUCCAGGACGAGAUCUCCCUGCAACAAGUGCGCGAAGGCUUAACAGGUGAAGCGUUUCACCUCGUCAUCCUUGACGCCAAUUGUUGCCUUCCAGUGCCCCAGGCGAGCCUCUUGGGGCCACGCAAAAUGACCUCAUUUUGGGCCCUUCAAACAAGGUUGGUGGGUGCACCCGCUAGCGAGCGGCUCCAAGCGUUUAUCCGCGCUCAUAAUUUCAAUGCCCGCAGUUGUCUUUCCGCUUUGACGCGUGAUCACGUUACGGGGCUUUGUUCUUGA